CCAGCGACACUUGAAAAUACCCGUUGCUUCCCUUUCCCUCCCCCUCUUCCUCCUCCCCACCGCCGCCGCCGCGCCAGAUGCGCCUCCUCGCCGCGGCGGCGAGGCAACCCAACACAACGCACCCUCUUCUCGUACCCAUUCACCACUUCCUCUCCACGACGACGACUACCUCCUCCUCCUCCUACGACCCCACCCUGCAGUUCCUCCCCUCGGAGCAGCAACGCUGCCUCUCCCUGCCGCCCUCCCUCCGCCGCGACGCCCUCCUUGUGCUUACGCGCCUACUCAAGACCUCGUCGAAAUGCCAUCUCGCGCUCCAAGUCCUCGGGCCCCGUUGCCCCUCCUCCGCCCCGCUUGCCGCCCGCUUCGCCGCCGCUUCCCGCCUCGCCGCGUCGGCACCCGCGCUCCGCCCCUUCGCCGCGCUCCUCCUCGCGGCGCUCCUCCCGGCCGCCUCCCCGGAUCUCCUCUCCUGGCCCAGCAGCGCCAGCGGCAGCGCGAGCGCGAGGUACGGCGCGCACCGCCUCGCGCUCCACGCGUUCCUCGCCGCUGGUAUGGCCCACGAGGCGCUCGACGUGCUCGCGUGCGUCCGCCGCGCCGGGAACACGCCCAGCCUCUCCGCGCUGGCGGCCCUGCUGCGCCUGCUGUUCCGCGGCGGGGAGAUCCGGGCCGCCUGGAAGGUGUUCGAGGAAAUGGCCGCAAGGGGCCCGCGACCGAGCCUCGCCAUCUUCAACGCCAUGAUCCUCGGGUUCUGCCACAAGGGACUGGUACGAGUCGGGGCUGGGCUGCUAAGGGUCAUGGGUAGGUUCCGUGUGGUCCCGGACGUGUGCAGCUAUAACAUCCUGAUCAAGGGGCACUGUGUGUUUGGGUGGUCAGCCGACGCGUUCAAGCUGUUUGAUGAAAUGCGCGUAUCAGGGUGCAAGCCAACAGUUGUGACGUAUAACAUAUUGGUGGAUGCACUGUGCUGUGAGGGGAGGAUGUCGGACGCUAGGAGGCUGUUCGAUGAGAUGCUACAGGUGGGGAUCGAAGCGAAUACAAUCACAUUCAAUGUUUUGAUUGAUGGAUAUGCAAAGGCCGGACGGAUGGAUGAGGCUAACUCGGCCUGUAGGGAGAUGAAAUCGAGGGGCUUAGAGCCGGAUUGCUGCACCUUCAACAUUCUUUCUGCUGGAGCAUACAAGUUUGGAAGUGCUGCCCAGUUAGCCCAUGAUCAGCAGCCGUUGCAUGAAAUGUUUGGUUCACAGUUGUCAGCUGAUGGGUUGGAUAUGUUGGUUUGUAGGCUUUGUUGGGAUGGGCGAUUGGAUGAUGCCUGGGAGCUCCUGCGUGGUGCUAUUGAGCAGGGUGUUGCAGUGAGUGUUGCCGGAUUUAAUGCUUUGAUCGCUGCAUAUAGCAAGGAGGGAUUCAACAAAGCAGCUUUUGAACUAUAUAGAGUUAUGAACAAGUUAGGAUUGUCACCGUCGUCGCCUACUUUCAAUUACUUGAUAAUGGGACUGUGCAAAGAAGUAAGGCUUGAUGAGGCACAGCUGCUAUUAGAACAUAUGAUUAGUAAGGGAUAUUGUGUGAGUACAUCAUUUACCAUCUACCUAGAUGCAUCCUUCAGAGAGGGCAAUGCAGUUGGCGCUUUGAAAUGCUGGGAUGAUAUGGAGAAAAUUGGUCUGCAACCAGAUUUGAUUGCCUUCUCGGCCUAUGUCAAUGGACUUUGCAGAUUAGAUUACAUAAAUGAGGCUUGUCAGGCAUUUGUUGAGAUGACAAGAAGAGGACUUGUACCGAACAAUAUUACUUACAACUCCCUCAUAUCUGCACUUUGUAGGUCUGGUAGUGUGGAUGAAGCCUUUAAAUUAGAGAAGAAGAUGAGGCAGAGUGGCCUUGUUCCUGAUGUUUACACAAGCAACAUUCUAAUCGAUGGUUUAUGCAGAGAAGGAAAGUUGAAGAUGGCGAAUGACCUUUUUUGGAACAUGGACAGUAAUGGUUUAACACCAGAUGUAGUGACAUACAAUACGAUAAUAAAUGCCUAUUGCAGGGCUCAGGAUAUGAACCGGGCCGUGUUUUUCAUGAAUAAGAUGCUUGAAGAUGAUUGUGAACCAGAUAUAUUCACAUAUAAUAUUUGGAUGCAUAGUCUCUGUAGCAACCAUAUGUUGAACCGAGCAGGGAAGGUGCUGGAUGAGCUUGUUGCUAUGGGUUGUACUCCUAAUUCGGUCACAUACAACACGUUGUUGGAUGGCAUUUGCAGUGAUGUUCUUGAUCGAGCUAUGAUAUUGACUGGCAGGCUGAUUAAGAUGGCUUUUCAACCGAACACUAUUACAGUUAAUGUUUUUCUUUCUCAUUUCUGCAAGAAAGGAUUUGGAAAGAGAGCCCUUGUUUGGGCUGAGAGGCUCAGAGAAGAUUCCUUUGUUUUUGAUGAUGCUACAAGAAAUAUAAUUGACUGGGCACACACGGAGAUGGAGAAUGACCCCCAGGCUAACAACGCAGACAUUGAUAGGUGCCAAUUUCUCGAGUUCUUAAUGUUCAUGACAUACGAGACAAUGCACAACAGCAGAUCCUCAAAGUUCACACAUGUUUGUACAGAUAAAGGCUUUGAUCCUGGUGGUAGCAACCUAAUCAAAAUUUUGGAUACUGGAUGAUAAUUGAAUUUCAUAACCACAUGAGGCGCUGGGAAACUUUUGGGUUGUUGAUGGUGCUUUUGGAUACUGGAUGAUAAUUGAAUUUCAUAACCACAUGAGGUACUGGGGAACUUUUGGGUUGUUGAUGGUGCUUCUGCAGGGGUACCAUAUCAGUACCCAUUCUAUUGAAUAUCCUCAAUCAAUUGCUGCUGACUGUUUGCGAUAAAAUUGGGCAUGGAAAGAUUUUGGAGCAAUGUACCAUCAGGAACUGUCCGAUCUCCUAUCUGCUAUUCCUGUGCUUCCUUGCUGUGGAUUUGGAUGGUGAUUGAUGGUUGGAUAGGCAGCAAGGGUACGUUGUAUUCUGCGGCUUUGGGUGGGUGGGGGUGUUCUUGUUUGUUCUGGAGCAAGGUGGUCUGUUGUAGUAACAGGGAUGAAGAUGAGCGUCCUCUGAGUUCACAGCAGGCAUCAUUCCUUGUUCGUGGUGUGCACUGCCGUCGUGCGGUUGGCUGAUGGUGGCAUGGCAUGCUAUUCCUGUAUAUCCUCUUUUCCUGAUAAGGCUGCCGUCUCAUGGUAUGGCCACUGCAGCGAUCGAGGUGGAAGAGACUGCAGUGCUGCUCACAGCAUAGAUGCCAGCAUCAGUGGCGAUCAUAGGUAAGUGGUCUCAUUUGCUAUCGAAGUAACGUUUGGUGGAUACAAAAUAUAAUUUUUCGAACAA
Molecule: messenger RNA, 3306 nt
Organism: Phragmites australis (common reed)
Lineage: Eukaryota; Viridiplantae; Streptophyta; Magnoliopsida; Poales; Poaceae
Product: pentatricopeptide repeat-containing protein At1g62930, chloroplastic-like
Exons: 1
Coding region: 78-2612 (844 amino acids)
Molecular function (GO): protein binding
Source: RefSeq, a predicted model, not a curated record